CUGAUGGGAAAGUGGUGGUGUCAGAGAGCCAGGAAGGGUGUGCCUGUCGGAGGCAGGAAGAAACAAGCCGCCUUGGAGAUUCAGCUGCAGCGGGCGAGCGGACCCCCCCAGGCUUCAGGAUGUUCUUUACCUGUGGCCCCAAUGAGGCCAUGGUUGUCUCAGGUUUCUGCCGCAGUCCCCCUGUCAUGAUAGCUGGAGGACGCGUGUUUGUGUUGCCAUGUAUUCAGCAGAUCCAGAGGAUCUCACUGAAUACUCUGACCCUGAAUGUGAAGAGUGAAAAAGUAUACACCCGACACGGAGUCCCCAUCUCCGUCACAGGCAUUGCGCAGGUGAAGAUUCAGGGACAGAACAAGGAGAUGCUGUCAGCUGCUUGCCAGAUGUUCCUGGGCAAAUCUGAGCUCGAGAUUGCCCAGAUUGCUUUGGAGACCCUAGAGGGGCACCAGAGAGCCAUCAUGGCCCACAUGACCGUAGAGGAAAUAUACAAGGACCGGAAGAAGUUCUCCGAGCAGGUCUUCAAAGUUGCCUCCUCUGACCUGGUCAACAUGGGGAUCAGUGUGGUCAGCUACACCCUCAAAGACAUACACGACGACCAGGAUUAUCUUCACUCUCUGGGGAAAGCUCGGACUGCUCAGGUGCAGAAGGAUGCCAGGAUUGGAGAAGCCGAAGCGAAGAGGGAUGCUGGCAUCAAGGAAGCAAAGGCCAAACAAGAGAAAUUGUCUGCUCAGUACUUGAGUGAAACAGAAAUGGCCAAAGCCCAGCGGGACUACGAGCUGAAGAAGGCCACGUACGAUUACGAGGUGAACACGCGGAAAGCAGAGUCCGACCUGGCCUAUCAGCUCCAGGUAGCCAAGACGAAGCAGAAGAUCGAGGAGGAGAAGAUGCAGGUGCUGGUAGUGGAGCGAGCCCAGCAGAUUCAGAUACAGGAGCAGGAGAUGAUCCGUAAGGAGCGCGAGCUGGAGGCGAAGGUCAAGAAGCCCGCCGAGGCAGAGCGCUUCCGGCUGGAGAAACUGGCGGAAGCUGAGAGGACACAGCUGAUCAUGCAGGCGGAGGCUGAAGCAGAGGCCAUCCGGGUGAAGGGUGAGGCUGAGGCCUUCGCUAUCGAGGCCAAGGCCCGGGCUGAUGCCGAGCAGAUGUCUAAGAAGGCAGAGGCCUUCCAGCAGUACCAGGAAGUAGCCAUGGUUGACAUGCUUCUGGAGAAGAUCCCGGAGAUGGCCGACGAGAUCAGCAAGCCCCUGACUUCGGUGAAGAAGAUCACCAUGGUAUCGAGCGGACCUGGGGACAUGGGGGCUGCCAAGAUAACGGGGGAGGUGCUUGAAAUCAUGAGCAGGCUGCCUGACACCGUGGAGAAACUCACUGGCGUUAGCAUCUCUCAGCAGAUGAAUCAGCAGAAGCCAAGACGGAUGAACUGAAUGCGGAAGACUUGCGGAGGGGGAGGGAGAGGGGGAAAUCCUUCCUGAACAUGACCCUCAUCAUCUGUAUGUGUCCACAUAUAGAAAGUUCUUUCCCCAUCCUGAGCCCUCCUGUAAUCGCCAAACCUUUAAUGGACUGAACUGUUGCAUGUUGGCCAACAAUCCUUGAAACUGCUGAGGUCUGUCACCCUGCUGUCUCCCAGUGUCAACCCCAAUGUUACCUUUGUAAGCACCCUGGCACCCAUUAUCACUUGUCACGCCAUGCUUCUUUUGCUCUCGUUUCCCCACCAACUGCACCGCUGACGCCACUUCCUUGCUUUGUUGCCUGAGCUCGUCGGGUCAAUGUGUACCUCCUGCUAGUGACCUUUCUUGGAGAAUUUAAGGAAGGGUCUGCUUCUGGAAUUACUGGGGAGGCAGCAAAGAGGAAUCUGGGAGGAAGGGGAAUCCAAGGCCUGCCCUUUAGAGGUUGGUUGGUUGCUGGAUGCUUUGCGAACAAGGUGUUUCGAGUUUAUGUAGGGUGGGUCCAGUGGAUGUUCUAAGGAACUGCCUUCUGCGAGUGGAGACGUUUUAGAGGGUCAGUUCUACGCCAUUGGGCAUGGACACAGUUCUUGCUAGCUCCAUAGACCUAAAACCACUUAUAUUUUCCUGUGUAUGUAUGCCCAUGCUAAUUCAACCCUUUCUCCCUUUGUGCCAUAGUACUUGGGCAUGGCUGAGAUUCCCCCCACUUGGCAAAAUUCAAAUAAUCUUGCUCCCUUUUGUUGUUGCUUUUAUACUUUUUUAAAACACACACACACACACACUAUCUCGUUUUUUCAAGGGUUUGCAUGUGUUUACAGCCGCUCUGCACUAAGCCACAGGUAUAUGAAGUCAAAGGCACAUUCCGCACUACUUUUGGCAUGGUGGGCAGGUGGCCAAACGCUGUUCUGGUAGGUGCGUAUUAAUGAAUGCGUAUUUAUUUCCCCUCCCCCCCCUUUAAAAUCAACAUCUGGUUGUGCCUUAUAUCUGUGUUAGCUUCAGGAACAAGCCGACGUUGCCACCAGUCCUGUGACUGGAAUAGGAGGUGGGUGCAUGUAUGGGCUUGUGGGAUACACAAUCAAGAUGACAGGUGCUGCUGUCCUUUUACUAGUGUGGAUUCUGAGCCAAGAUUAUGGCACUUGCCGAAACCUGGCUGUGGCUUUGGCCUAGCCUUUCCCCUUGACAUGCUAGGUUUCUGCACGCAGGGAGCUUUCCUGAAGGAGAGCAUUCCAAGUGCAGUGGGACAUGGGGACCCUGCGCCACACGGUUCGCCUCUUACGUUCAGAUCUGCCUUGGCAAUCCUUGCCGUGAGGUGGGUUGGCCCUCUGAGGAAAGCUGUCAAAACAGAGACAAUCGGCUCUUGCUUCAUUCAGAAUGGGUAACCCUAAUAAAAGACCAUUUAACGAGCGCACCCACCCACUUUUCUGCUGCCAGACUCCGGUCUUGUCCUUACAUUUCAGCUGUUUUGAGCCAUGUCUGAGCUUCCCAGAGUGAGCUGUGAGUAGCCAGACUUCACUGUGUCGCUUUUUGCCCUCUUCCCUCGUGCUGCAAAUCAUGUUCGCUUGCAUGCUGCUCACUCCUGAGAUGGAAGCACGCUUGAUUGUGGAUGGAGCACCCUUGACCCUGUACCUAACAGAGAAGCCGCUUGGUUGUGCCUGCCCCAACUCUUGCCCUGCUUGCUGUGUAGUAAGGCCUCAGCACCGUGCCUUGUCUAACUCUUUGCCAAGGAGAAAGAGUUGCCCCAUCGUCCUUUCUGCUACCAAGAUCCUCCGCUUAUAAUAAAAGCCAAGAUUACUGCCUGUGUCUGCCUCUCUCUCUCUCUCUCUCUCUCUGUGUGUGUGUGUUUAGCCCACACUAAACACACCCCUCCCUGCCUUCUUCCCCCUCCCUGCCUUCCAAAACUAAAAAUGUCCGCCAGUGUCAAUAGCACCUCAAAAUGUAUCCAGCAGUCUCUCUUUCCCAGCCCAUCUUACUGAAAAACUUUUAGUCUGCCUCCCCAAAAUGCUUUUGUUUUUCUCGCUCAUCUGGCUUUUCACCCUCCCUCUGGCUGGAGGAGGGGGGAAACUAAGGGUGUGUCAUCUCCAACUCUCUCAUAAGAACCUUGUGCCAUUUAUUACUAAUUAACUGGAGAGAAGACGUCCCCCUGGCAACUUUGCCACUGACUUCUAGGAAAUAGUUGCAGCCCUUCUGGCUCCAUUAGCUGCAGUUCAAUGUGGCAAGUGGGCAAUUGAUUAGCACUGCUUUGGGACCCUGCUGCCAUGCCAGGACUGCUAGCUCUGGGCAAGGUGGCCUGGGAGAGAUGCCUGCACUGAAAUUCUGGUUUAAGAUCAGCACACUUAAUUGGCAACAAUGAACUCGUAACUAAAUUCUAAAAAGGCUUGGAAGAGCAGGUGUUUCCCAGCAAGCCUGAAGUGACAGCUGGUGUGUUGUGGUUAGAGUGCCAAGACGAGGACCUGGGAGAUCAAAGCUCACUGGGUGACCUUGGGACAAUCACUGCCUCUCAGUCUAACCUACCCCACAGUUGAAAGAGGAGGGGAAAGACCAUGAACGCCACCUUGAGCUCCUGGGAAGAAAGGUGGGAUAUAAAUGAAAUAAAUACAUAAAGCUCCGUUUUUGUCUCUUAACUCCUGGUUAGCUUUCUUCGUUUGUGCAGCCUAACAAAAAGCCACUUUGCUGCUGCUGCCGCCAUUAUUAUUAUUGUUGAUUUAUUUCAAUUUGAUUCAUCUAUUUGUAUGCUACACUUCAAAGAAAACUCUGCCGAAUGGACAACUGCUAUGCCACUUUUUUUUAUAAAAAAAACCAUACUAAAACAGUUGCGAAUGAUGUCAAUAAGUAAACCCAUUAAUUAAUCUCAAGUUUUUGCACACAAAAAGCCACCCAUGCUGUUUAGAUGCAGAUCACCCUACCAGCAGACCCUGAUCUGCUCACCCCUGCCAUGUUGGCUGGGGUGAGAAAUGUAGGCAGGCCUAUUUUUGUCCAGCUGCCUUUUCAUCCUGCUUUUCCUUCCGCCGCUAACCCCGAGUGUGUCUAUUGUCAAUUGUCUUCCUGGAAGCAGCAGGAGCAGCUGCAAAGGUCAGCACCAGCCACGUCUGGCCUCCAAUCACGCUGAUCUUUACUUGAUGGAGCUGUGCUCCUCUCAGCGGGAUUAUGCGAUGGUUUGGCCGGAGCUGAGCGUGCGACUGUGUGACUACAGUCCAGUGAUUUAGACGCCAGCUGGAAGGAGCUGGCGGUUUCACAGCAGGCCUGUUGGGAGGAACGUGACAAGUGUGGUUUCGGUCAAGAACAGCAGGGAACAAAGCGGCUCCUUCGCUUUUGGACUCCGAGCCACAACCAGUGUGCAUGGGCGCUGCCA
Molecule: messenger RNA, 4776 nt
Organism: Zootoca vivipara (common lizard)
Lineage: Eukaryota; Metazoa; Chordata; Lepidosauria; Squamata; Lacertidae
Gene: FLOT1
Product: flotillin 1
Biological process (GO): positive regulation of cell junction assembly; regulation of receptor internalization; positive regulation of cell-cell adhesion mediated by cadherin
Cellular component (GO): flotillin complex; cytoplasmic vesicle; plasma membrane
Molecular function (GO): protease binding
Source: RefSeq, a predicted model, not a curated record